Oncorhynchus masou masou (cherry salmon) is the source of this 5528-nucleotide messenger RNA. RefSeq names its product vasodilator-stimulated phosphoprotein-like. NCBI's taxonomy places the organism in Eukaryota, Metazoa, Chordata, Actinopteri, Salmoniformes, Salmonidae. The coding region runs from base 329 to 1543 and encodes 404 amino acids. Gene Ontology annotation, biological process: positive regulation of actin filament polymerization; neural tube closure; axon guidance. The record is from RefSeq and is a predicted model, not a curated record. Gene Ontology annotation, molecular function: SH3 domain binding; profilin binding. The transcript is spliced from 13 exons.
GAUUUUUUCUUAACUCACUUUAAAAAAUAAUAUAUUUCAUAAGUACUUUACACCACUGCCUGCAAAUCACUGACGUCAUUAUUUUUUUUCGAGUUCCCCGUUAUCUUCAAAGCACCAACAAUUAUAUUCAACCUCCUCCUCCCUUGAACCAGGAAAUUGUCGUGGUGUGCCGGUGUCUAUUUGUGCAGUCAUAGGGUGGCUAGAUUGAUAUAUGUGUGUAUCACAUUUUUACCAUCGUUAUAUCGUAUGUCUUCUAUUUUCUACUCCGGCUACUCAUCCAAAACCAAAUAUCUAGCUUGGGAGAGAGGAUUUGCAGUCCCGCCAAACAAUGAGCGAGUCCAGUAUCUGCCAGGUGAGAGCCACGGUCAUGCAGUAUGAUGAUGGUAACAAGCGCUGGGUGCCGGCGGGUGAGGGGGGCCAGGCCUUCAGCAGGGUCCAGAUCUACCACAAUCCCGUAGCCAACACAUUCCGAGUGGUGGGACGCAAGAUGCAGGGUGACCAGCAGGUGGUGAUCAACUGCCCAAUCGACAAGAGGCUGAAGUACAACCAGGCUACACCCAACUUCCACCAGUGGCGGGAAGCCCGGCAGGUGUGGGGGCUGAACUUCGGCAGCAAGGAGGAAGCCGUUCUCUUCGCCAACGGCAUGAUGCAUGCCCUGGAGGUGCUGAGUGCACUCACUGACUCAGGCUACUCCUCUCUCCCUGUCCAGAAUGGACCCUCCCCAGAGGAGCUGGAGCAACAGAGGAGACUGGAGCUGCAGAGGCAGGAGCAGCAGGAGAGAGAGCGGCUGGAGAACGAGAGACCGGCCGCACCCAUCCCCCCUGCAGCCCCGCCUGCUCCUCCCUCUGCCCCCGGUGGCCCCCCAGCUCCCCCAGGACCGCCUCCACCCCCAGGCCCCCCACCACCACCUGGCCCCCCACCACCUCCUGGCUCCGGGGCCCCACCUGCCCCACCUCAGUCUGGUGGAGGGGGGGGAGGGGGCGAUGGAGGUGGUCUCGGAGGGCCCGGGGGACUAGCUGCAGCCCUAGCAGGAACCAAACUACGCAAAUCGGCCAAGGAGGAUGGUGGUGCAGCAGCACCCCCUCCAUCAGGAGGAGGAGGUGGGGGAGGAAAUCUGAUGGGGGAGAUGAGUGCCAUCCUGGCCCGACGGAAGAAAAUGUCAGAUAAUCCAGGCGCAAAGAAGGAUGUGCCCAGCAAUGAAGACUCCUCAAAGUCCUCAGGCCAAGGUGACAGCCUGAGGAGACCGUGGGAGAAAUCAGCCACCAUUCCAAGGACUAACUCAGCCACCAAGACCCAGCUGCAGGAGAGCAGCCCCACCUCCACCACCCCUGCUCUUCCUCCUGCCCCCCCUUCUCCAUCCUCUGCCCAAUUGCCCAGGAUGAAGGCAGUGAACAACACCACGGCCAGCACAGGCAGUGAAGGCACAGAGAUGGAGAGAAUCAAACAGGACAUCCUUGAGGAAGUGAGAAAAGAGCUCCAUAAAGUGAAAGAUGAAAUUAUCGGGGCAUUUAUCCAGGAGCUGCAGAGGAGAGACCCAGUCUAGUCUCUCAAUAUAUAUCCACUGGUACCUGGACAGAAGAUCAUAUGUUUCCUGCCCUGUUCAGGCUGUUCUCCUUCAGUGUUCUACUCACCACAUACCUAUACGUUCAGGCUGUUCUCCCUCAGUGUUCUACUCACCACAUACCUAUACGUUCAGGCUGUUCUCCCUCAGUGUUCUACUCACCACAUACCUAUACGUUCAGGCUGUUCUCCCUCAGUGUUCUACUCACCACAUACCUAUACGUUCAGGCUGUUCUCCUUCAGUGUUCUACUCACCACAUACCUAUACGUUCAGGCUGUUCUCCCUCAGUGUUCUACUCACCACAUACCUAUACGUUCAGGCUGUUCUCCCUCAGUGUUCUACUCACCACAUACCUAUACGUUCAGGCUGUUCUCCCUCAGUGUUCUACUCACCACAUACCUAUACGUUCAGGCUGUUCUCCUUCAGUGUUCUACUCACCACAUACCUAUACGUUCAGGCUGUUCUCCCUCAGUGUUCUACUCACCACAUACCUAUACGUUCAGGCUGUUCUCCCUCAGUGUUCUACUCACCACAUACCUAUACGUUCAGGCUGUUCUCCCUCACUGUUCUACUCACCACAUACCUAUACGUUCAGGCUGUUCUCCCUCAGUGUUCUACUCACCACAUACCUAUACGUUCAGGCUGUUCUCCUUCAGUGUUCUACUCACCACAUACCUAUACGUUCAGGCUGUUCUCCCUCAGUGUUCUACUCACCACAUACCUAUACGUUCAGGCUGUUCUCCCUCAGUGUUCUACUCACCACAUACCUAUACGUUCAGGCUGUUCUCCCUCAGUGUUCUACUCACCACAUACCUAUACGUUCAGGAUUGUACCAAUCGGCACUCUUCCGAAAUUCUGUUUGCCAUUAUUUUUCUCGUUUCAAGAGCUUUGCUGUGCCUCUCUUGCUCCGCCAUCACUGCCUACCGUACUCUAUUCUACUCACCUCCCAAGUCAACUCCCAUAUCUUACCUGUGUCCAUUUCUGGCCUUACUCUUCACUAGAGAAAACAAUUCAGGGAAUAUCAUCGACCACACCAUUGAAACGCAGUACAUUUCCAACAGUGGCACAUUUUAAAAGUCAACCUAACUUCGCUGCAGCAGAAGUACAUUUUUUUUUUGUAUAUUUUUGUAAUGAACUGCAGUAGUUGACCACAGGGGGGCAUUGUGAAUCAGGAUAAUCGCACAUGAAGCCUAUCUCUGUAGUUUCUGUACUACCCAGGAGCAGUCAGGGAACUACAAAUCCCAGCUCGCAACAAUAAGGGAGUUCUCCUGGUUAAAUGUCUGUCUGUCUACAGCUAUUAAAAGUAAGGUGCUGAUCUUGGGUCAGUUUAGCAUUUUCCCAACUAAUGGUUAAGUUAGGAUUAGAGGCGGGGAACCUGUUCCUAGAUCUCUACCAAGGGGAAACUUCACCCCGGAGCCACUUUAUACUGGUUGAGCUCUGGCUACACCUCACAUCAACUGUUUGUUUUUUCACCUCCGUGACUAGCGGAAGCAUAUCAGCUAGGACCGUCUGCACUGGGUCCUACUCCAGUUACCAUGCCCACUCUUCCAUGUAGCACAGACAACCCCAGCAGACCACCUAUAGAUGACAAAAGGGCCCAAUCCCAAAACAACCCCUAGCCCCUGCAACCUCUGCCUCACUAGUAGAGAUGUGAGAAGAUUGGUGUAAGCAAUAUGGAAAAAUGUCAUUCAGCCAAUCAGCGCAAGUUGGAGCUAUUACCAUAUUACUUACCACAGUCUCAUCCAUUCAGAUCUCCACAAGUACAUAGGGCUAGGGGUCGAUAUGGGAUAUGAUAAGUUUACUACCCGGACACAGAAACAUAAUUAUUAGAAUGGACAUUGUCCUCUAAAAGCAAUGAACAAUUGUUGAUUGGAUGUUAGAUGAACAAUUGUUGAUUUGAUGUUAGAUGAACAAUUGUAUCUAUUUAAAGAAUGACUAAAUAUUUUCUACGCACUUUAAUGCCUGAUAUUUCCUAUCUCCCUGUGAAGCACAUCCAAUAGGUUGCCAACCAUAUCCAUUUCCCAAUGACAUGGAGACCUAUGCCUGUUCUGUCCAUUCUAUUUCUACGCUCCUAACGCUGCCUACUCUUCUAGUCGCCACAUAAGAAAAGAGGUGAGAAGAGGAGUGGAGCCCGGUUUGGGAGUUCUGUACCUGGUAUGAUUCUGCUGUAUCACUGUGCAGUCCAGGGACUUGUACUUGACUGUGUAGGAUCUUCUAAAGAUACAGGGCCUUCAGAAAGUAUUCACACCCCCUUGACUUAUUCCACAUUUUGACUGAAUUUCAAAUAGAUAAAAUGUAGAUAUGUCACUGAUCCACAUACAAUAUCCCAUAAUGUAAAAAGUGGAAUUUUGCUUUUAGAAUUUUUCUUUACAAAUUAAUACAAAACGAAAAUGUCUUGAGUCAAUAAGUAUUCAACCACUUUGUUAUGUCAAGCUAAAUAAGUUCAGGAGAAAAACAUUUGCUUAUCAAGUCAUGUAAGUUGCAUAGACUCACUCUGUGCAAUAAUAGUGUUUAGCGUGAUUUUGAAUGACUCCCCGAUCUCUGUACCCUACAGAGCGCAGCGGUCUAAGGCACUGCAUCUCAGUGCAAGAGGUGUCACUACAGUCCCUGGUUCGAAUCCAGGCUGUAUCACAUCCGGCCGUGAUUGGGAGUCCCAUAGAGCAGGGCACAAUUGGCCCAGCGUCAUCCAGGUGAUGGCCGGUGUAGGUCGUCAUUGUAAAUAAGAAUUUGUUCGAAACAGACUUGCCUAGUUUAAAUAAAGGUUAGAUAUGCUGCCACAGCCGCUAUCCAGCCAUCUUGUCACUGUGGUAACAGCCAUAGCACCACAGAAAGUUGCAGACCAAUGUAACUGACUUGCCAAGUUAAAAUAAAAAUACAAUUUAUCUGUAAGUUCCUUCAGUUGAGUAGUGAAUUUCAAGCACAGAUUCAACCACAAAAACUGAGGUUUUCUAAUGCCUCACAAAGAAGGGUACCUAUUGGUAGAUGGUAUAAUAAAAUAUACCAUUGAGCAUGGUGAAGUUAUUAAUUACACUUUGGAUAGUGUACCCAGUCACUACAAAGAUACAGGCAUCCUUCCUAACUCAGUUGCCGGAGAGGAAGGAAACCACUCAGGGAUUUCACCAUGAGGCCAACGGUGAUUUUAAAUGACGGUUAAGGGAGGGGAACUGAGGAUGGAUCAAUGACAGUGUUACUCCACAAUAUUAACCUAAAUGACAGAGUGAAAAGAAGGAAGCCUGUACAGAAUAAAACAUGUUCCAAAACAUACAUCCUGUUUGCAGUGAGGCACUCAAAUAAUAAUGCAAAAGAAAUUAACUUUUUGUCUUGAAUACAAGGUGUUAUGUUUGGGGCAAAUCCAACAUCACUGAGUACCACUCUUCAUAUGUUCGAGAAUGGUUGUGGCUGCAUCAUGUUAUGGGUAUGCUUGUAUCGGCAAGGACUAGUUUUUUUUUAGGAUAAAAAUAAACUUAAUCGAGCUAGGUACAGGCAAUCUGGUUCAGUUUGCUUUCCAACAGACACUGGGAGACAAACUCACCUUCCAGCAGGACAAUAAUCUAAAACACAAAAUGUGAAGAAAAAAAGUUCAGGUUGUGAAUACUUUCUGAAGGUACUGUACUUCAUAAUACUUAAUAAUACUUCGGUGGCAGCGACAUGAGAGACGUCAAUCUAAUGCAACUCUGCCUCGUCACCUGAACGCACUUACAAUCGUAUAGAUUUGUUAUUAACCAAAAAAGAAUAGUACUUAAAUUGCAUAUGGUUUUCUAUUUCCAUUGGAAAUACUGUGGUAAUGACAAUGAAACAUAUUUUGGAUGUAUUUUUUUAUAUAAUGUAAUUGUUAUUUUGGAUUUAUUAAGGGUGAUUUUUCUAUUGGAAAGAAUGAUAUUUACACUGAGAAUUGUGAGAGAAAAUGCCUUUAAGACACUUGUUUGGAGUUGCCUUUCUGGUCAAAUACAGCUCUUGUAUUAAAGCA